Phanerochaete carnosa HHB-10118-sp is the source of this 2363-nucleotide messenger RNA. RefSeq names its product glycoside hydrolase family 16 protein. Gene Ontology annotation, biological process: (1->6)-beta-D-glucan biosynthetic process; fungal-type cell wall organization. The record is from RefSeq and is a predicted model, not a curated record. Lineage: Eukaryota; Fungi; Basidiomycota; Agaricomycetes; Polyporales; Phanerochaetaceae. Gene Ontology annotation, cellular component: endoplasmic reticulum membrane; plasma membrane. The coding region runs from base 78 to 1961 and encodes 627 amino acids. Gene Ontology annotation, molecular function: glucosidase activity. The transcript has 12 exons.
CGCUCGUUUUCGACGUCCAGCAACUUCGUCUCCUCGCCGCUCAUACCGUACGCUCCCGCCCCGUGUCGCGGGGCAGCAUGUACUUCAACGUUAACCGCGUAGCAUCUGAGGAGUCUCAGGCGCUCACCUCCCCCUUCGCCACUCUCACCCCUGGGCAGCGAGGGUCUAUGGUCCUUUACCGCCUAAUGGACGGACACGGAGACCACCUUGCCCCGCCCAAACCGCCGAUGAACAGGGACUCUGUCAUCUCUACAUCAGGAGACUCGAUGUUUUCUCUCUCUUCCGACUCAAAAUACCCAUCUGGUGCUGGCCUGUCAGGGUUCACACCGUACGCGUACGAUCCUGAUCUGGAUAUGAAGGAAGAGGGAGACGAGGAAGAUUUGCUGCAUACAGAAGAGCCGAAUCGAGCCAGGCACGAUCUCUGCUCUCUGCGAGGGUGUCUCAACCUCGGCGUUCUUGUCCUCCUCAUUCUCGCGCUCUUGAUGCUCUUCGUCUGCUACCCCGUGCUAAAUUUUUAUCACAACAAGUCACUGAACUCGGCAAUCGAUGACAACCUCGCGAUAAAUGGGACUGGCCAGGCGGCUAUAUUAUUCCAAAUGCCUGAGUUGAUAGAUUCCGACACUCCUGAUGGCGCGAAGACACGGCAAGGCUUCGACGGCCAAGAGUACGACCUAGUCUUCUCGGACGAGUUUAACGUCGAUGGCCGGACAUUCUACCCUGGCGAUGACCCAUACUGGGAGGCGGUGGACUUGUGGUACGGUUCAACCAUGGACUUGGAGUGGUAUGAUCCGAGCCAGAUCACCACCGCCAACGGCUCUCUGAUUAUAACGAUGGAAGCCGUUGAGGACAUCACGCUGAACCACAUGCUGCCCUACAAGAGCGGUAUGCUUCAGAGCUGGAAUAAGUUUUGCUUCAGCAGCGGUUACAUCGAGGUCAGCAUCACCCUUCCCGGCCCGAACUCGAAUACACAAGGCUACUGGCCUGGUGCGUGGACGAUGGGCAACUUGGCUCGGCCGGGAUACGGCGCGACCUCGGAUGGCACAUGGCCGUACUCGUACGACGAGUGCGACGUCGGUAUUCUGCCCAACCAAACGUAUGUUAACGGCUCUGGCCCAGCAGCAGCCCUCCACUCCGACGAGUCCCGAUCGAAGUAUAAUUUCGAUCUGUCCUGGCUCCCAGGCCAGCGGCUAUCCGCCUGUACCUGUCCUGGCGAAGAUCAUCCUGGUCCCACCGUCAACCAAGGGCGUGGGGCUCCCGAGAUCGAUAUCCUCGAAGUCGAGAAGAACAAGACCGCCGGCGCACAGGGCCAGGUCGUCUCGCAGUCUGCGCAGUUCGCGCCGUUCACGGGCGACUACGGCUAUCUCACAGAUACCGAUGAUCAGUUCCAGAUCUUCACACCGGACUUGACUCGUCCCAACGGUUACAAAGGUUCCGCUGUCCAACAAGCCAUUUCCUGUCUCACUGACUUACCGGACGACAUGUUCCAGGGCUCAGGGCAGCAGUUCACGACCCUUGGCUUCGAGUAUUGGGCAGAUCCUGACAAUCCCGAGGAUGGUUUCAUUACCUGGCAGACCGACGGUCAGCCAUCAUACCGUCUGGGGGCAACGGCUGUUGGUCCUGAUAUGGGAGCUAACGGCUCAAUGGUUGGGCAGCGACGCAUCGCAGAGGAACCAAUGUCGAUUAUACUUAACUUGGGUAUCUCCAACAACUGGCAAACGAUCGAUUUGUCAACGAUGGAGUUCCCUGCAGUGAUGCUCGUCGAUUACGUUCGCGUAUACCAACGAAAGGGCCAAACUAACAUUGGCUGCGACCCGCCAGGAUACCCUACCACCGAUUAUAUUAACAAUCAUAUGGAGGCAUAUACGAACCCCAACCUGACUUUCUGGUCGGAUUCCCAGCCGGGCAUCGGUAACGGAGCGGGCUACCCAUGGCCCAAAAAUGCAUUACACGAUGGGUGCUGAGCCCUUCCGCGUACAAAGGACUUUUCUACCUUUAUAAUUGGUUUAAUCCUCCUUACACACCAUUGGACUCUCUACAUCCGCACACGCAUGCCACAUCUACCGCCACCCUUUCCUACUAUUUCCUGCAUAUUUUGGCUAGUCAUCAGCUCUUCCUCCUCCUCCCAUUUCGGCGCACACCCUUGUGCAUGCACGACAUGGACACCGUCCCUUCUGCACCGGCAGACCUAUCCCCCCACCCAGCUUGAGCUCAUCGCUUGUGCAUUCACAGGACUUUUCCCUCUUUAUAUUAACAUUGCGCUUCCUGGAUCUGAAAGCAUGCACGCGUCUCGGUCUGUCUCGUCUGUAUUGAUAACGCCUCAUAUCCUAGAGUCCGUUUUUACAUUGGGACAAGACGAUAUCCCC